AUGGCCUCUCACAAGGACCUCGUGGACAGGUUAUCUAGCCUUGUCGAUGGCCUAAGGGAACAAACCAGAGCAGCAAGUCAACGAGAAAGUAGUGAAGAAGACGUUAAUGACACACUUGCCCGUCUAUUUCCAAGCACGAGAAGAAAUUCGUCAGCGUGUCGAUUGGCAGCAACCACAACAUCAACAACAAACAACGGCGUGCCACAGUUCAGUCAGUGGAGUGAGGAAGCGAAGCCAAAGAGAAGCAGUCGCCGUCGACAACCCAGGCCAAAAGCUACGAAAGGCAAUCAAAAUUCUGCGAUAAAGGACAUUAUCCUUUUACCCAAUCCGAACAUCAGUUCUGUUCCUAGUGGCCGAAAAAGGGAAGAACUGUAUGUGCGAAAGCUAGUUGCCACAGCAUUCGAAAUUUUUGGAGACAUGUCUUCUUCAGAAAUUUACAAUAGUUUUAAAACAGAAUUUUCAAAUCAACUGAAUGGAAACGACUUUGAAAUUGUCCGAGCUGUAGGUAACAAGAUCAUUAGCCCAAACGUUGCUGGUGGAAUAGAUGGUAGGGUGUUAAAACACCUUUGUGCGCAGGGUCCCGUUUAUCUUCGAUGCAAAAUCCCAUUAGAAACCGACUACAGUUGGGUGAGUGAUGAUGAGAAGGACGAAAGUAGUGAGAGCGAUAAUGACUUUUUACCCAGAAGGAAACGCGCAUACCCAAGGAGUGGAACCAUCAAGCAGUCACUGAAUGCGAGUGACGAUGAUGAUCCACCACCCAUGAGUAAACAUGGAAGUGCAAGGCUCUCCUCAGACACCAAUAAGCAGUCGCUAACUGUUAGUGAAGAUGAUGAUCUACCACCCAUGAUUGAUUGGAGCCCAACACCUCGAAGUGCAAGGCUUUCUUCAUCAACAAGUACAAUCUCUGGGUCAGUGGCAACUGAUAAUCAGUAUUCCUCUGGUUCAAGAACUUGUACUGCCUCUUCACUGCCUACGCUAUAUCCAACAUGCCCAACUUGUAACAUGCAAUUCCCAUUAUCAGAAAUUGAAGUUCAUGCCGACACCUGUUGUGAGAACAUAAGAAACCCAGAAACUUGCCUGUAUGAAUCAAUAAUGAUAGAUCCUCAAGAUGCAGGGGAGUGGAAUUCAAAGCCAGUCGACACAAGUUCUCCCAGUGAAAUUAAUGAAGAAGUGUCUGUUAAAGAUCUUUUGGAGAAGUGCAGUGCUCUCCUUAAGAAACCACCAGCUCUUUUGUUCAUCAGAAGAAAGUUCAUUUGGGAUGAUUACAUGGAAGCUAGGGAGAAGCCGUGGAUAAAACCAGAGAAUGGUGUUCGCAUUCAGUUUGUUGGAGAGGCAGCAAUCGAUGAUGGGGGCCCUACCCGUGAGUUUUAUUCAGGUUAGCUUUAAUUGCCCUAUUUUGAAAGUCUGACUGAGUCACUAUGAAGAAAUCUUUAUAUAUGCACGCCCAUGGUUAUAUAAUGUGUAACAGGUCAAAAUUUAAUUAAAAAACUUCUUAAUAAUUCAUAAAGAGAAACGAAAGAAAUUUAUGUUUAAUGAGUGUCUCUAUAAUAUCUGAUAAAGACACUGCUAAACUUUAUGUUCAAUGUUUUUAGACCAAAAUAACCCCAAAUCUAAAUAUUAGUGCAAGAAUGAGUUGAUCUAUAUCAGAGAUUUUGAAGCUGUUCAAGAAACUUGCAGUAAUCAGGUUUAAAAACUGUUAGUUAAGCCGAGGGUUUUUAAACCUUGUUUCUAGGAUUGUGUUGUGGAAUCUAGAGUGUGUUUGACCUUAAGUUUUAGUGUUUAGAUAACAUUAUUUAUUAUUCUUGGCUACAUCCUGUAUUCACCAUUUUAUUUGUAAUGGGGCCUUGUAAUAGCAAUUUAGAAAUAUUGUAUUGGCACCUGCACCUGGGCUUCUGUGGGUCUAUAGUAUUAAUUUAUUUUACUUAUAGUACUUAUAAUAUUACUGGCCUCUUGUAUGGUUCUUUAG
Porites lobata is the source of this 1966-nucleotide messenger RNA. The record is from the annotation of a GenBank genome assembly. Lineage: Eukaryota; Metazoa; Cnidaria; Anthozoa; Scleractinia; Poritidae.